AUGGAAGGAAUCACACCUCGUCAACAGGACUUCCCAAUAAUUCCGUUUUUUGCGAUGGCCAAAGCAAAAACUGAAACUAUUGGCUGUGCAGUGAAGUUCUGUCAAAAUAGCUAUUUUGCUGUAUUCUGCUACUAUGGGGAGCCACAUGUCACUGUUGGUGACCCUCUCUAUGAAGAGGGGCCACCAUGCUCUGAUUGCCCCAAAGGCUAUGAAUGCGGCGCGGUGAAGAACCUUUGCUACAAAGUGGGAGAUCGGAAACUACAAAAGGAUGCUAUCUAA
Messenger RNA from Ostertagia ostertagi, 279 nucleotides. The record is from the annotation of a GenBank genome assembly. NCBI's taxonomy places the organism in Eukaryota, Metazoa, Nematoda, Chromadorea, Rhabditida, Trichostrongylidae.